CUUUACAAUAAAGAAAUGACAGAUAAAGAAUACAAAAAUCAUGACCAACUUCUUGACGCUUUAAAAUUUCAAAUACAAUUAAUGAUUACUAAAAUUAUAAGAUUAGAAGGAAGGAUCAAGAGAUUAGAUGAUAAGGAUACCAAUUUUCUAACUGAAAUAACUUUAUUAAAAAAAGAAAAUCACUAUUUAAUAAAAGAAAAUGAAACCUUAAAGAGUGAAAAUGAAGCCUUCAAAAUGGUCAUUUCACAUUCAGCUAGGAUAUAUAGCAAUAAUGAAGAACAAUAUGAAAGUACGAUUCAACAACAAAUAAAUGAGAUACAUAAAUAUCGUCAAAUUAUUCAAAGUAUCUCCUCUUACUGUCAAGAAAAUAGUAUUGUUAAUAAUUUUCUACAACUAAAUAGAAUUGAUGCUCGAAUACGUUAUUCGAGUUUUAAUGAUACCGUUAAUGCAUCAAACAAUCUGAAUAAAUUUGUUGAACUUAAUCAGGACGAAACAGAAAUCGAAGAAACUCCUCAACUAUAUCGCACAUUUUCUUUUAUUAAAGACAGAGAAAAUGAAACCAUCCAGAAUGAAGAAGGAGAAUGCUCCAAAUUUGUUAAUGGAAAUAAUAAUUUUGAAGUUAAAAACAGAGAUGAAAAGAAUAUCUAUGAUACAGAAAU
This is a messenger RNA of Dentiscutata heterogama, 659 nucleotides long. The record is from the annotation of a GenBank genome assembly. Lineage: Eukaryota; Fungi; Glomeromycota; Glomeromycetes; Diversisporales; Gigasporaceae.